Messenger RNA from Helicoverpa armigera (cotton bollworm), 2207 nucleotides. RefSeq names its product carboxypeptidase D. The coding region runs from base 162 to 1613 and encodes 483 amino acids. The transcript is spliced from 12 exons. Gene Ontology annotation, molecular function: metallocarboxypeptidase activity; zinc ion binding. Lineage: Eukaryota; Metazoa; Arthropoda; Insecta; Lepidoptera; Noctuidae. The record is from RefSeq and is a predicted model, not a curated record. Gene Ontology annotation, biological process: peptide metabolic process; protein processing.
AGUACUUGCCAGUCGAGCGGAGUCCACUCGUCUGCUAGGACUGGAACGUGACAUCUCGACAUAGCGUACAGUUUUCGCGAGUAAUAAGUUGCGGUGUGCUACAAACAAAAUAAAUGACAUCCAGAUAGUACAUUCCAUAUCAUUGCGCACUGUGAUACAAGAUGGCGGGCAGUGCGAAAGCGAGUGUAGCUCGCAUUUUCCUUUUGCUGACCUUUCUGGGCGCCACACGCUCACAGUCGCUCUCCAACCCCACGUAUAAUCCAGAUGAAGUUUCUACAAACUUAGGCGAAGUCGAGUCCAGGGAAAACGGACCAGAUCUGGAGUUCCGUUAUCACGACCAUGAUCAGAUGACCAGAUAUUUACGGUCUGUGUCUGCGAGGUAUCCGGCCCUGACGGCGCUCUAUUCCGUCGGGAAAUCUGUACAAGGUCGAGAUCUCUGGGUGAUGGUGGUAUCGGCAUCGCCUUACGAGCACAUGAUCGGCAAGCCCGAUGUCAAGUACGUGGGCAACAUUCACGGAAACGAAGCCGUCGGUCGCGAACUACUUCUGCACCUCAUACAAUAUCUUGUGACGUCAUAUGACACCGAUCCUUACAUAAAAUGGUUGCUGGACAACACAAGGAUCCACUUGAUGCCCUCGAUGAACCCGGAUGGUUUCGCCAUCUCCAAGGAAGGACAAUGUGACAACACAUACGGCAGACACAACGCUCGGCGUUAUGACUUGAACAGGAACUUCCCUGACUUCUUCAAGGCGAACACGAAGCAGCCACAGCCGGAGACCGAGGCCAUCAAGGAAUGGAUCAGCAAGAUUCAGUUCGUGCUGUCUGGCUCCCUGCACGGCGGCGCUCUCGUCGCCUCGUACCCCUUCGACAACACGCCCAGUGCCAGAAUAUGCAGAUCAUCAGUACUCUGCUCCGUGUUCCAGAGCUACGCGCACACUCCGUCGAUAGCGCCUGAUGAUGACGUGUUCCGUCACCUGUCGCUGGUGUACUCCAACAACCACGCCAAGAUGUCCCGCGGCGUCUCUUGCAAGUCAGGCUCGCCUAGAUUCGAGAAGGGCAUCACUAAUGGGGCGGCUUGGUACCCUCUCACAGGUGGUAUGCAAGACUACAACUACCUGUGGCACGGAUGUAUGGAGAUCACGUUAGAGAUAUCCUGCUGCAAGUACCCCCCGGCGCAUGAACUAGCCAAGUAUUGGCAAGAUAAUAAACAGUCGCUUAUAAAAUACUUGGCUGAAGCUCACCGCGGUGCUCAUGGCUUCGUGAUGGACGAGAACGGCAACCCUGUGGAGCGCGCCAGCGUCAAAGUGAAGGGCCGUGACGUCACAUACCACACCACCAAAUACGGAGAGUUCUGGCGUAUACUGCUUCCCGGGACCUACAGGAUUGACGUUUCAGCAGAGGGUUAUUUGCCCCAAGAAGUUGAGUUCAUUGUCAUAGAUAGCCAUCCAACGCUAUUGAACGUUACUUUACAUUCCGCGAAGCGCAUAGACGGCGGGCCUUACUACCGGCCGGUGGCGUUACCGCCGCGCCCACUCUCUCCGCCCGCCUCGCCCGGUAUCUUCGCAUCACUCACCAACUCGUUCAACAGUAUUGUCUCUAACAUCUUCGGAUAAAGAAGCUAUUAAAAGCCUGUGUUCGAUAUACAAACGUUGACUGAUACAACUGUACAAUCGGAAUACUCAUUAAUACUAUCUAAUACAGGGAUAUACCACGUGUUCACAACUCUCGAUAAAUGCUGUAGGUACCUAAAGCUAUAGUAUUAGAAAUAUUUAAUAUUUAUAAGUAAGAAUAAACCCGUACUGAGAUAAUAAUUAAAAAGAAACAAUUAAGAAUCUCUUAAGUAGGCAUUUUCAGCUGCAUUAUCUAGGUAUGACUGUAACUUGCUUAUUUAGCAUCACAUAGAUACUAUAGAAAGCUCUACGAGCGUGUUUUGUUUAAUGAACGUUAAAGUACGGCGCGAUCUGCCCCACCUUCAAGUUGGAAUUAAGAAUAAGUUCUGCAUUUAUUAAAAUAUGUUAAGAAAAAAGUAUACUCAAUCCUUAGCAAAUCAGGAAAUAAAUUCAUACAUAAUCAAAUAGUGCUCAACCCCAAAAAGCAACGAUCUCUUACAAAAAGAUCAUAUUAUAUUUAAUUUAGAUAUAAGUUGUAAAUAUAAAGUAGUGAUAAGAUUAGAUGUUUAGGUUAAAUAAAAACUAAUUUAUUGAUUA